CAGGGCUAUGUUUCCGGAUGUGAGGAAAGAGGAUGUCAUUUAGUAAAAUCAAAAUAAUGUAUUGCUAGGGUGCGUCUCGGUGUUUUUUAAGUUGAAAACGUAUUAUGUUGCUACAUAUUUAAACAAAUGUUUGUAACAGUUUUCCCUGCUGAGUUGAUUUGUUAGCCAGAACCUCAUAUUCCUUUAAAAGAUUGGUAAAGACGUUUUCAGGAAGUGAUGCCAGCUGAAAGUGGAAGCAGUGCAGCCGCACGACAGUCAAAACAGAAGCGCAAGUCUCACAGCCUUUCCAUUCGAAGAACUAAUAGUUCUGAACAAGAGCGUGCAGGGUUGCAGAGAGAAAUGUUGGAAGGACAGGAUUCAAAACUGCCAGUGCCUGUCCGAAAUACACUGCUGGACCUAUUUGGGCAGAUUGAGCGAGAGUUUGAAAACCUGUAUAUCGAGAACUUGGAAUUACGUAGAGAAAUAGAACGUUUAACAGUUGAGGGGCAGACAGUUGAUGGCACAGAGCUUAGUAAAGGACAAUUGAAAACAAAAGCCGUCCAUAGUACCAGCCAGCUUUCUCAGAAGUUAAAAACAACAUACAAAGCGUCUACAAGCAAGGUAUGUUCAUCUUUUAAGUCUACAACAACUUUAACAGCCAGAAAUUUGUUGAGAGAGAGAAUCGGAUGCAGGGAAUGUGUAUGGGUUAUAAGUAUCUCUAAGACUAAACCCGUCAUUUCUUCUGAAGAUCACACUGCAAUGUUGUGGAGCAUUGAAAUGGGGAAGUGCCUUCUGAAGUAUGCAGGGCAUGCUGGUUCAGUGAAUUCUGUUAAAUUUCAUCCAACAGAGCAGAUGGCUCUUACAGCAUCUGGAGACCAGACGUCUCACAUUUGGAGAUACCUCGUACAGCUGCCCACCCCACAGCCAGCUGUAGACACUAGUAUGUCUGGUGAGGAAGAAGUAGAUUUUUCAGAUAAAGAUGAAGCUGAUGCUGAUGGUGAAGGUCUGAGUGAAUGCCCAACAAUUAGAGCACCAUUAACAACACUGAAGAGUCAUCAAGGAGUCGUCAUAGCAGCUGACUGGCUAGUUGGAGGGAAGCAAGUGGUCACAGCAUCAUGGGACAGGACAGCAAAUCUGUAUGAUGUGGAAACAUCUGAGCUGGUUCACUCACUCACAGGACAUGACCAGGAGUUAACCCAUUGUUGUACACAUCCAACUCAACGUCUUGUAGUAACUUCUUCACGUGACACAACUUUUCGCUUAUGGGAUUUCAGAGACCCUUCAAUUCAUUCAGUUAAUGUAUUUCAAGGGCAUACAGAUACCGUAACAUCUGCUGUUUUUACUGUGGGUGACAAUGUCGUAUCUGGUAGUGAUGACCGAACCAUAAAGGUCUGGGAUUUGAAAAAUAUGCGAUCUCCUAUAGCAACCAUCCGCACAGAUUCAGCUGUAAACAGGAUUAGUGUUUCUGUUAGCCAACGAAUCAUUGCCCUUCCACAUGACAAUCGGCAAGUUAGAUUAUUUGACAUGUCAGGAGUACGUUUGGCACGGCUUCCUCGUAGCAACAGACAGGGCCAUAGAAGAAUGGUAUGCUGUGCAGUCUGGAAUGAAGAUCAUCCUACAUGCAAUCUCUUCACUUGUGGAUUUGAUCGUCAAGCCAUUGGCUGGAACAUUAACAUACCUGCAUUAUUACAAGAAAAAUAGCAUAUCAAAUAUUCAAGUACUUAAUGUUAUGAACUUAGAACUUUUUCUGGCUUUUGGAUAUAUCAGUCUAGCAUUACUGAGAGCACUUUCUUGUGAAGAAUCAUAUAAAUGCUGGUAUUCUUGUUACUUCAUUUUUGUGUAUUCACAGUUUGCAUGGAGUUUACCUAAGAAAUGUGACUGUUACUGAAGACAUCUUUCUGAAAUCUCCCCUGUGGGAGUAUUCUUCCAAUGUCAUUUAAGCUAAAAUGUGAAUUCUAUAAGAAGGUCAUACAUGAAUUUUCACUUAGCUUAUGCAUAGUAGAAAAGCAUUUAAGAUUGUGUAACUCAAAUGUGAAAUCAUUUGUGCAUUUGAGUAGGUACAGUAGUAGUCCAAUUUAUUGUCUAAAGAGCUGUACAUAUUCACCUUUUUCCUGUGUGUAUAAAAAAGUACAAGGUGAGAGAGUGUUAAAUUAUGUGGUGCAUUUCUGUUUGUUUAUUGUAUAUAUUUUUCAUUAAAUCGAUAGAUUACUGUAGCAUGUUAUUACACCUUCACAUUUUGCUUUUUUGUUUUUUGGAGAAAGUUACGUGGAGGAAAAGUGAAGAGCAAUAAUUUAUUCUGCAGGCCAUUUUAAAUGGCAUGCAGAGCAUUUUCAUUUACAUGAAGUUUUGCAACACUUGGUUUUCAUGUGUGUGUAGUUUUCAGAAAGUGCCAGUUUAGUCUGUAGUUAUUGUAAUUGUUUUCAUAUAUAAAAAAUGUAUGUACUGUUUAAGGUGCAAGCUGUAUUUCAAAACAUCCUCGUGGGUAGUGUCUCUGAUGACUGUUGAUUGCUUUUAGGAAUUUCAUUGGACUGCUCAGUUUAUUAAUCUACUUUGUACUUAGACUACUAAGAGUUCAUUAGAAAAACACAUUUGCACAGUGGUUAAGAUGUCUGCCUUCCAGCAGCUCCAUUGUCCCAUGGUUCAUUUCAUGUUUCCAGUCAGUGUCUAUGCGGAUUUUGCUUGUUUCUCUUGUAUGUAUGUUUAGGGUUUUCUCUGGGUGCUCGGGAUUCUUUCUUCUCCUAAAACAUUUUGAUUGAUUGGUUACUCUAAAAUUUCCGUAAUUAUUGUAUUUAUUUUUGCCCUUGUCGUCCUCCCUGGUUAAGGCUGAAAAAGUUUUUAGCUAAAUCAGUUUUCUUAGCCAUUAACAAAUGAAUAUUUUAAAUUAAAACACCACAACUAACUAGAAGUUCUUUAAGAAUUGAUUCAUUUUUGCUGAACCAUUGCUUUUGAAUUUUACGAAAUGUAUUUUAAAGAGCCACUAAUUUUGUGAAAAUAAACCACUUUCCAUUGUUUAUUAUCGUGAAACAGUAUUCUCGGAUUACAAAUAAAUUGAAAAGUCUUCUGGGUGUACGUGAGUAAUCAGCUGUUAGUUUCCUGCAUGCUUGUCAGAGGCAUGUAUUUUGCAGAAAUUCAUUUAGCACUGCAGUACUUACAUGCAUUUUGCAUUGUAAAUCCUUUCCCUGUUUGGACAAAUGAAGGAUGAGGAAACCAAACCCUGUACUACAGAAGCGGCUCAGCCUUACUCAUCUGCACUAAGUAUCAGACAGAAUGUUGUAGCUGGCAUAAUGGUUAAGGUGUUCACCGCACAGAAAUGAGGCACAGGGUUUAAUUCUCACUAGGGGAAAUUGGCUAGGCUUAAAAUGGCGCACAAGGGCAGCUAGCCUAGUACUUUCCUAUGAACACAGUGCAUUUCACAAGUGUGCCUGCAGAAAAAGGGUUAAUUAAAAUGUAUUCACAGUGAAAAUGUUAACAUUAAACUAUUAAGCAUCAUGCUGCUAGUUUAUUCAUAGCCAAAUAAUAAACAUAUAGCCAGUAGUUAAUAAAAUAAGAAAACCGAGGAUUGUAUCCAAAGAACAAAAAUAAGAAAACCAAGGACUGUAUCCAAAGAACAUGGAUCACAUGAGAUUAUCUUGUUUAGUACAAUCCUUCCUUUCCAGUAUAACUGCUAUAAACACACACACACAAAAAAACGAAUUUACAGCCAUUUGCAUGACUAUACACAUGGCUAAUAAAUAGAACGAAAAAGGGUAGGGACUUUGUGAACCAAAAAAAAAAAAAAGACAAAAGGAUAGAGCAUGUGCAUUUUCUGAGCAAGAAUAGCUAUGAAACUGUUACUGGUAUUACUGGCUGACUGACUCUAAUUGCCAUUCUCCAGUGAUUUACCUGUAAAGGUGCUUGCAUUUUCUUUAAUUAUCUUGGAGGGUAGGAUCAUAAUCGUAAUUAUCCUGGAUGAUUUGGUGAUUGUGUUUUUUAUAAUCAUCCUUUAGGGCAGGCAGAAUCAUAAUUAUCAUAGAGGCUGCACUACUUUCUUUUUCUAUAAUUGUCCUAGAGGGCACAGCAGGGUCAUAAUCAUCAGAUCAGAUGUGGAUGGGGGAAAUAUAGUCACUCACCCACCCACUCACUCAAACACACCUUCCUUCAAUAUGGCAUUGCAUAAUCUCCUUCAAAAAGAUUUGAGUUUCUUGCUGCAACUCAAGAUGUGAUCUAUUAUGCUUUAAUAUGAGCUUUUCAAAACAAAAAUCUGAUCUCCAGUGCCUUGAAUUUGAUUGUCUCACUUCUCAUUCGCAUACUGACUCUGAAAAAGCACACGGAGAGCAGUGGGGCAGGAGAUUGGAAGGUUCGCACACAGUGCAGCAAAAUGACCCCCCCCCCCCCAACAAGCAACAGGCCCUAGGCAACUGCCUAGGUUGCCUUGUGGUUGAUAUGACCUUGUGUACCACCUGAGAAGCAGCUGGAAAAUGUAAUACAGGAUGCACUUGGUGUAUCAAAACACUGUGUUGCAUGUAUUCUUAAGGACCAGCUAGCAAAAAUGCAGAAAUUAGCAAUGCAUCAGCAGAAAGCCUGCUUUGACUACUUUUUCUGACAGAUGCAGAACUUUAUAAUAGCACUGCCAUUGAUAUUUAUUUGUUUGGUGUAAUUGAAAGCCAUCUGAACAGAAAGUACAGUUUUUCAAGAUCAACCCAGCAGCUCUGGGUGUUUAAGUAACUUGUUCAGUGAAACUUUUGAAAUUGUCACUGUGAGUCCAUUUUUUGUCUGCAGAGUACCAAUAAGUCGCAUCUAAUUCCCUAAGCCUCUGUGCUGUAAAGCUUAAAUGUGAAUGUAUAUUUCAGAUGGUGUAAUACAUAAAUAAGUAAAUUCUAAACUACUGUUUUUAUAUUUAAUUUUCAUUGUUUUAGCUAAAAUAUGUUUAUUUCUGUAUGAAAUGUAAAGUGAAGCAGAAAGCAUUUUUAUUUGAUAUAGCACUUAAUUGCAAAUUGUUUUUCAGGUUGCACAGUUGAUGCGUACUUCAUUUGUAUUUGAAUAUAGUAGGCUAUUCAUUGAUGUCUAAUGGUAAGCAACAGGAAGUAGUCACUGUAAAAGUGUUUAAAAGUAUAGACUUAAGACUAGCACAUUGCACAGGACAAUUGUGUAUCUUUUUUAAUAAGCACCCAUCAUUAUAGAAUAAGUAACUGUGUAAUGCCAACUUUCUGAUGUACCAUGCAUUCUGUGAUCAUCUGUACUUUUGGCAUUUUUGAGGCAAGGGAAUAUGAAGUCACUCCUAUUGAAAGUAUGGUAGUGCAUGUUUUUUUUAAACCUGUGGCAUCAUUUUUCAGAAAACAGUACAGGUGCAGCUUGAACGAUGUUAUUUGGACUGUGCAUUUCGAAUACUCUUUGUAUCACAGAAUUAGUGAUUUAGAUUCAUUUUAGGCUGGAAAGUGAUCAGCACUAUGUAUGAAUUGUUUAAAUGUGUUAUCCAGCUAAAGUAACUAAUACACAGAUUAGUAAUGGUUUGUGAUGUGUUCUUAAA
Messenger RNA from Protopterus annectens (West African lungfish), 5485 nucleotides. It is a transcript of the gene WDR37, whose product is annotated as WD repeat domain 37. The record is from RefSeq and is a predicted model, not a curated record. Gene Ontology annotation, molecular function: protein binding. Bases 217 to 1680 code for a protein of 487 amino acids. Lineage: Eukaryota; Metazoa; Chordata; Ceratodontiformes; Protopteridae. Gene Ontology annotation, cellular component: preribosome, large subunit precursor. The transcript has 17 exons.